Molecule: messenger RNA, 1325 nt
Organism: Mangifera indica (mango)
Lineage: Eukaryota; Viridiplantae; Streptophyta; Magnoliopsida; Sapindales; Anacardiaceae
Product: LOB domain-containing protein 41-like
Exons: 2
Coding region: 192-1079 (295 amino acids)
Biological process (GO): regulation of gene expression
Source: RefSeq, a predicted model, not a curated record
CAGUGUUUUGGAGAUAAAACAACUGCGUCCGCUAAGUAACCUAAAAACCCAGCGGCUCUUCUCUUACUCUUAAAUACAACCGCUUCAUUCAUUUCUUUUAUUCUACAAAGCACCAUCCUCCUCUCUACCUCUUCGUCUUCAAAGGAACGAUAUUUAAUCAGAUUCUUUCCUCUUCUUAUACUACUUUGAAAAUGCGUAUGAGCUGUAAUGGGUGUCGCGUUCUUCGCAAAGGCUGUAGUGAGAAUUGCAGUAUACGACCUUGUCUGCAGUGGAUCAAAUCCCCCGAGUGUCAAGCUAACGCCACUGUCUUUCUCGCUAAGUUCUACGGCCGUGCUGGUCUGAUGAACCUCAUCAACGCUGGCCCUGAACAUCUCCGUCCUGCAAUUUUCAGGUCUUUGUUAUACGAGGCUUGCGGGAGAAUAGUGAACCCGAUUUAUGGGUCGGUGGGUUUGUUAUGGUCGGGUAGUUGGCAGCUUUGCCAGGCUGCUGUUGAAGCCGUGCUCAAGGGGGCUCCGAUUACGCCUAUUAAUUCUGAAGCCGCUGCGAUCAGCCAGGGUCCCCCGCUGAAGGCGUACGAUAUUCGCCAUGUUUCAAAAGAUGAUAACUCCGCGGCGUCAGUUGACCGGGUCAAGACCCGGUGCCGGGUUAAGCGAUCAAUCAAGCCGAAAGCUAGGAAGAUUGAGUUUAACAACUCGGUUGAUGAACCAGCACGGUCCCCGGAGACGAAGUGUUACGUGGAUGAAAUGAACCGGUCCACGAGCCACGAAUCGUCACUGAGUCACCAGUCCGAGUUGGCUGUUGUUGAGAAUGAGAGCAAGGAUAGUGAGAGCAUGGUGUCCGCCGAGACAGCUGAGACGGCCCCGCUUUUCUUCCGAACCGAGCAACAGUCUGGUGCGAGGCUGAAUGAGCAAGCCACCAAGGAUGACAUGGGCUUGGGGCUAGAGCUGACACUGGGGUUUGAGCCGGUGGAUUCACGUGCAAGCCACGUGGUACCGGUGAAGAAGAGAAGAUUAGAAGCAUGUGGCACGUGUGAGGGGGACACGUGUAAGAUAGAGCUGGGGCUUGAUUAUGCAGCUUAGUUUAAAAGUGAAGCCGUUGAGAGUAAAUUUUGGCAGCUUGGCGGCUCUGUUAAUUCCCAUAGAAGAGAUGUGAAUUUCGACUCUUUUCUUUUUCAUUUUUAUUUAAUUUUGUAAGUGUUUUAAUAUUUGUUUUUUUUUUUUCCCUUUAUGAUGAAAAUGAACAAAGAGAUGUACAAACUUGUGGGGUUUUUAAAUAAAUAGAUAUGGUAAAUGAAUAGAGAGAACUUAGAGGACUAAAAUUACACA